AUUAUUUUUGUGUUUUUGACACCCUUAUCACGUUACGUACGUAACGUGCCCUAUCGUGAAAAAGACAUCCUUUUUACGUGUUUUUUUGGUCGCGCAUGGUAUCCACUCGUCAAUGUAAGUGGCCCCCCCCCGGGCUGCAGGCACAGACCCUGAUUGGAACUUUGAUCAAUAAGUGUGCCUCCACGCAAAGACUAGCACAUACAAAACUUGCUGUUCCAAUGAAGCCUUCAGUACACAAGGCAUGAGUAUGCUGCACAUUCAGACCCUUAACUCGAGUGAAGGGUUUGCCCAGCAGACUAGGAGCAUCAUGCAUGGUAUUGUGAAAACCCAGAACAGGUUGGUGAACUGCCCGUGAACUGCCAAUAGGUUAUUUAUACAGUCAUCGCAAAGGUUAGGAGUCUGUUCCAACAGAAUGCUCUUGAUGAGAAAAGAAGAAAAAAAAAAAGGAAGAACAUUUGCCUUUGAAUAGAACAGCUAGAGUGAACACAAUAUUCUAUGGUUCGUGAACGAAAGCCAAAUAUGCAGUACCAUCAGCUCCAUGGUAAAGUAUAGUAGUAGAGACAUAUAUGGUCGGAGAAAUUUUUGUUGAAACAACCUACAUUAACAAUGGUGUCUUUCGUCUCCAGUACACGUCUAUUCACGGGAUUCUAUCGAACGACAAGGGAGCAUUUUGGAAAAUGCUUGAGAAAUCGUCAGCUUUUCACAAGGAGCUGUAUUAUGCAGCGAGAAACCACCACUAUGGAAUCCGUAUACCAUCAGUUUCAAAGGUUUUUGAAAGAUAUCCUGAAGGCAAGUCCAGACAAAUACCCCAAGUCAUAUCACCUGAAGCAGUUCGGUUGGAACGAUUUCAACAAAAUUGGAGCCAUUCACCCUCAUUACCAUGUGGGAUACAGUCUGAUGGCAGCAUUACAGCUGCAUUCGCCAGUCGCUGCAGAUGGUGAGCCUGAAAAGAGCACCUCUUACUUUGGCCGCUCUUUUAGUCUCAACUUCCGCCCUGCAUACCACUCUACCAAUUUCGUUUCCAGGCCAGUCAGAUACGAUUCCUACAUUGCCUAUCUAGGGAGGGCAUCUACGUACAUCGGCAUUGAACUUCGAGAUGACGAGUCCGACCUGCUUUACAUGACAGGUCAAAUGCAAUGCAUAACGAUUGACCUGAAAGAAAAGAAGCUCGUACCGGUUAGUCUGGAAUCAAUCAAGAAGUAUGAGGGUAAGAUCAUGCUGAAGGAGGCCCCAAAGAGGCAUCAGUUCAUACCCGCGCAGUUUGCGAAAGAUAAUGUCUUCAAGUGGAAGACUGCAACUCAGUGGAGUGACGUGGACCACAAUGGGCAUGUUAAUCAAAUGCCGUACAUGCGUUUCAUCUACGAUGCAGGGAGUUCUGCAGCUGUGGCGGGGUUCCUCAAGUCCUUCCACCGAGAGCUGAUCCACUACAGAUUGAAGACCUACGCUGUGGAGUACAUUAAGGAGAUCCAUCAAGGACAAGAGCUUAAGAUUUUCUGUUGGGAGAUGAAGGAUAGUCCGGGUACAAUCCAUUUUGAAUUUCAUGUUGAAGGCCACGUCGUCAGUAGGAGUCAUCUGAUAUUCGAUGUACAGCAUCUGGCGGAACUUUAGAAUCGAGAUCCCCUUUAGGAGACCUCUUGUCAAAAGACAGAGCAGCGUCUUUCACGCAGGAUUCCUGCAAACUUCUUUUCAUCCCUAAUCCAAAUUAGAACGUAAGACGGUGUGAAAGAAUCGUAAUGGAGUACGCAGAGCGCACUUUGUUAACGCGCCCCCAAUGACCAAGGCGGAUAAAGGGAAUGGACCAAGUCGUUGCCCGACUAGACAUCGCAACUAUAAUCAUUAAUGUCAUCCUUAACACAUUAUUUUUUUCCAAAGUUGAUUACUCUGGACCUGCGUUUUGGAUUUUUUAGGCGAACCGUCUCCGUUUUUAUGGUUUGUUACUUCAUUUGUUUCGCAUAUUAGUCAGAUUCGUUCUUGUUAAAUUGCUUCUUGUUUAAAUCUAGUUUUUCUUGGUGGUGUCUUUUCUCGACUUUAGUAAGGCAUGUAAUUCAAUUGGUUACUCCACUUAAUUACAUAAAUUAGAAUGUAAUGGUAUGCGAGGUUUAUCAUAGUCACACUCUUGGUUUGAAAGUUAUUCAAAAUUAAUCGGAUGGUAUCAUAUCAAACUGUAAUUUCAGGUGUUGUUAUCCUUCAUGUGGUGUACCUUAAUGAUCGAUUCUAGGUCCUUUUUAUUCAUCAUUUUUUCUAUUCUUCGAUUUUUUCAUCGAUAAUCUCCUUAAUAUUUUUGCGAAAAAGGAAAUUCAUAUUGGAACUGAAUUACUAAAUCAACCCGCCUUUAACAAUCAUUUGCAAAAUGGCCCCUUUUCGAAAGAGAAAACAUAACACACAAUCUCGAUAGACAACCAUAUUUGCGGGAGAUCAAAAUGAAUCAUUGUAUAGAAGAUAAUUUAACAAUGUGCCUAUAUUAUGUCGCCACAGUUGACUUGAAAAAAGAUGAAUAUAUAUGUAUAUUGUGUAUUCUAUGUAUAAUAAUGGCUAUAAUGGCUUUCCCGAGUCUAAAGCCUUUUUUUUAGCAAUCACUGCACCGGAACUGACCCUCUGAACUUGACCUUUGCUUUUGACCUUACGGUAGCAUAUACAAGAGAGUACAAUGUAAAUAAUAACAUCUGUAAGGUCAGACUGUGAUGAUUGUUGUGCGAUUUAUUGUUCACAGCGGAUAAUGAAUUUGUUUCCUAUAAAAAAGACUUUGGACUCGGUGAUGAUGAAACAAUAAAGCUCUCAUACGGAAAAAAAAUGAAGAUAACUGUCUGUGGAAUGAUUAUUUCUUCUUUCAUUCGCUUGUCAGAAAAAGGUCCUAAAAAACGACAAAGUUAACAUCGUCACUGAUCAGAGCAUUAUCAAGGAGUGAAUACUGUGUUCCUUUCAGGGGGCGUUUCAUCUAUUUUUUUGUCUGUUUGACAUGUAGUCAGAUUCGACAACAUUCCUUGAAUUUGAUUGGCUGAAAAGCACAGUUCCUAUGGUAACUGCCCCCCCCCCCGAAAUUGUUCAAACUGACAUGCAGUUGUUUAGUGAAAAUGUUCACACAACUCACCGAGAGCGUGCCCGAAAUUCUUCAAUUUUACUUCAGGAAACGCAAAAGCGACCCAAUGACAAGCCCGGUAACUUCGCUCCGGCCCUCACUUCUGAGUUUCUUCGAAAGUUUUUACUCGACUUGCCCCCCCCCCCCCUAAAGAAAAGAAAAUAUCUCGCACACGGCCAUGGACAAAAAUGACUCGUAGCAUAAGACAUUGAGAGAGUUGCGUGAAAGGACCUAUAUCGGGUGUUUUAUCCGACAAUUCAUGUUUUAUCUAACAAUUGCCAUAGAGCUUCUCAGCCGAUCGCAAUGGAGGAAAGUCGAUCCGACAAGUUGUUUGACAAAAAUACUCCCCGGAGAAGUCCUUUUAAGAACCAUUCCCAGUAGUGGUGAUUAGUGGUGAUUAAGGUGAAGAAAUUUAGCAGUACCCUGUCGUAAAUAAGGUGACAACACCAAUAAUGGAAAAUUUUGAAUAAAUACAUUCAUAUUCAUAAUAAAUGAAUAACAAAGAAAUAAAUGAAAAUAACACCAUUUGUCAUUAUUUUGCAUAAAUAGUUAUUUUAAUACCAAAUGAUAUACAUGUACAGCACGAUGUGGUAUAUUUUUUUCAAUCACAGUAUAAGUACAGACUCUUGAACAAUGUGCAUUGUGGUUAUUAUGUGAACAACUUCCUUUGCACGCGUUAUAACACCAAGCAACACGCGUUUAAUUCACACUUUAUUAAGUUCAUGUAAAUGCACCUAUAUAAUUUGGAGGAAACUAUCCUCCGUUACCCUCACACAACUAUCAAUUGAGUCAGACAUCAUCAUUCUUCCUGAAACUGUUUUAUGAAGGUACUAAGAAACAUUCUUCAUGUGGACACCUUAUAAAUAACGUGAC
Lytechinus pictus (painted urchin) is the source of this 3949-nucleotide messenger RNA. RefSeq lists its product as uncharacterized. The transcript is spliced from 3 exons. Lineage: Eukaryota; Metazoa; Echinodermata; Echinoidea; Temnopleuroida; Toxopneustidae. The record is from RefSeq and is a predicted model, not a curated record. The coding region runs from base 607 to 1608 and encodes 333 amino acids.